Molecule: messenger RNA, 1504 nt
Organism: Camponotus floridanus (Florida carpenter ant)
Lineage: Eukaryota; Metazoa; Arthropoda; Insecta; Hymenoptera; Formicidae
Product: nucleoside diphosphate kinase homolog 5-like
Exons: 6
Coding region: 542-1504 (320 amino acids)
Biological process (GO): UTP biosynthetic process; CTP biosynthetic process; negative regulation of oxidative stress-induced intrinsic apoptotic signaling pathway
Molecular function (GO): nucleoside diphosphate kinase activity
Source: RefSeq, a predicted model, not a curated record
CCGAGCGCAAGCACAAUCAUAUAUUUUAAAAAUAUGACGAACACUCGACUUGAAUAACAGGAGAACAAUUUUGAACAAUUGCCUACGUAAAAGAGAGAAAUUCAAAAGGAGACGAUAAUUACAAUCGCUUGACUGUUCACCGAAACAAGCAUUUGUAGGAGCCGAGUUUUAUGGCGCGAUAACCCUAAUGUGAUAUGAAAGAAGGUCGGAACCGACGACGAUGGUGUUUAUGAUGACCGUGAACGUUAGAUAGGUACGGAUGUUUCAUCUAUUCAGUCCGGGCAAACGCAGUAAACAGUAUUUCUAUAUAUAUGCAGUGUAUAUAUGCAUCUAGUGGGAUGUUGCAAUGUAAAUUGCGCAUUUAAAGUGCACAUUGUUGAGAGAAAAUUAUAGUCUGUGGAGUGUCCGUCUCUCUUGCGGCGAAGAGUUUCACUAAUAAUAAGUGAUAUCGACGUAUUUAUAGAUUUAUGCGGUCGAAACGAGUUAAUACAGAGAAUAAAAGAGAGAAGCAAAAAAUAACUUUGAAAGGUGCAAAAUAGAAAUGUGUGAUUGUCCACGAGACUUGACAGAAGAUAAAAUCGGCUCGCAAACCGUAACCAUCUUCUCGAAAUGUUUCGCAUCUUAUCGUCCCGGAAAAGACAUCCUCGAACAUAAAAUUCCCUCCGAUUCGAAUUGUACAUCUAUCGAUUCCACGCAAUCUAACAGCAGUGAUACGAUAUGCGACUCUGCGAAAAGAUCGUCAACAAGUCUGGAAUCCUCUAGCGAGUCCAGCAGAACGUAUAAAUUUAUUUGUCCCACGGAGUGCGAUUAUUCCGGCGAGAAAGAGGGUUUCAUAUCGCCAGUGAUUUGCUUCGAUAGCGGCGAAAUUAAAGAGACUGUCGAGAAAGAACUGGAAGUCGAAUGUACCUUGGCCAUAAUAAAGCCAGAAGCAGUGAUCUACAGAAUGGAGAUCGAGCAUCGAAUAUGCACGGAAGGUUUCGCAAUUUGUCAAACACGUUGGCUCCAACUUACACCCGAACAGGUUUCAGAAUUCUAUCAAGAUCACUUCGGCGAACUGAAUUUUCCUCAUCUAGUGGCGUACAUGUCCUCGGGACCCAUCGUAGUGUUCGUGUUGGCGAAGCAAAACGCCGUGGAAGAAUGGAAGAGAAUCAUAGGCCCGACUACGGUAGCUGAAGCGCGUUUAUAUUUUCCCGACAGCAUCAGGGCGAAGUACGGUCGCAGAGGAGAUAGUUUUAAGAAUGCUGUACAUGGCAGCUGCAGUCGUGAACAAGCCGAGAAGGAGAUCCACUUUUUCUUUCCCGAAUUCAUAAUUGAGCCGUUAUUGAGGAACGAGAUGGCUGAAGACUUUUUAUGGGAGAGUAUUAAUCCAAUUCUCAUCGAAGGUCUAACUUUGUGUUGCAAACAUAGACCGGCUGAUCCUGUAUUGUGGUUGGCGCACUGGUUGAUCCUGAAUAACCCUAAUAAACCUAAACUACCGGAAGAUCUCACUUUAAUUCCGACAUAA